Messenger RNA from Porites lobata, 3757 nucleotides. Lineage: Eukaryota; Metazoa; Cnidaria; Anthozoa; Scleractinia; Poritidae. The record is from the annotation of a GenBank genome assembly.
AUCAAGCUCACUUUGAGUGGUCGUUAGGCACUGGAGCGAGGAAGAUUUAGAGUUAAAGGAAGGAAAAAAAUACGAGGUCUUGGCAGUAGAAACCUGUGCAUUUUGCUUCUUGACAAACGGGACUCAUCUCCACAUCAAUGGAAUAUCUGAGAAUCAUAUGUUCAGAAGUUCGAGAAAGCUCCAGUGCAGCGUUUUUGGAAGCAAAGGACCAAGAUUGUAAAAAAAAGGUUCCAGUGGACUUUAUGGGGAACACUUACAAGCAGACAACAGGUAAAAGGCUGUCAUUGACAUCAAGAUAAUCAUGAUUAAAAAAUUUAAAUGGCAUUUUCUUAAAUUUGAAUGGAAUUAACUAGCCCAGUAGCAUGUGCAUUUCAUAACAAUGAGAGCGGUUAGCAUUCUUGUAUUCUCGAGACUGGCUUAGGUAUGUGAGUGACUAGCACCUACUGCACUGACCCGACUUCCUUCAUUUUGUGGAAUCCAUUCAUCGCUUCAUUUUUACUAAAAGUUGAAUGAAAGAUCACAUGAAUAACACAAAAACUGAUAAGUGAAUUUCAGCUACAUCAAACUUUAUAGUAAAAGUAUAAGGUAACUGAUCGGCUUUAAAGGAAAAAUGACCGGGCGGAGAGCUGACCUCGAUUCACAGCACGAAUGGCCCUUGUUCAUAUGAUUGAAAGUGACCGAUGGAAGCAAGAGCAGUCAUGCCUCGUUGGGAAAGAUUCGCCUUUAUCGCAGGCGACAGUUAUUCUUGCAUCUAAAGGAUCCUAAAGCGGCAAGAAGCUCCAAAGACGACUGCGUGGGAGGCUACAGUUAUUCCGGCAUCCGGGCAUGGAUAAUGUCAAUAAUGAUUCAACAGACUUGUAAGUCGAUCUCAAGACGUUUCCAUCGGUCACGUUUGUUCGUUUGUACAAUAAUUUUAAAUGAGAUUCGCACUGUGAAACCCAUCUGUGCCCUUAUUCAGCACUGAAUUAGGUCUUAUGCUAUUGGGAGCUGCGAAAAUUCACUUUUCAAUUUUAAUUUUUGUCUCCUGUGAGAGGCAUAUAUCGAAACUCGUCAAAACAGACACUCGUUUCUGUUGCAUAAUCAGGUUCUUAACAUUAUCUCCAUUGAGUCCUUCUUGUAUUUCAGAAUUCUCUAUUGGACAAGCUGAACCAGGAAAAAACACCUUCUCGUGCUACAUUGGGGACAAAAAAUACUUCCUGUGUGCAAAGAAUAACAAAGUAUUUCUGAUGGUAAGUAACAAUCAGAGUUAAGUAAAAUGGCAAGUCCAUAGUCAGAUGCUCAUCAGAUUUGGGGGUCACCUCAUGCACUCAGACACAUUCCUUUGAUGUUAUUGCGUAGAAUAAACAACAAGCUUUAACCCGGUUCUUUGACGCACAAGAAUUUAUGACAGAUCGAAUUGCUUUCUUGUAAAUCUUUAUUAUGAUUACCAAAAAGCUGUUUCUCAUCUAACAGACUUUCUUAAGGAUCCUUAAGAUCCAUGUCUUCAGGUGAUGGAGAAUAGUAUUUUAAGAGCAUGUGAGUAGUUCUAGCCAUGCACCUCAUCUUCUUCACCUUUUUUUUUAAUAUUCCUAUUUUUUUGUCGAUUAUAGGCUGAAAAUAUCCUUGAAUUUUUUCAAAUUAUAAAUAUUAAUUAUAGUUAAUGGCAUUUCCGCUUUAGAAGGUAUUGGGGUUUUAAUUACCAGUGUUCUUGCCGUUUUGUGAAAGGAAUAAUUUUCUACGGUUAAGUUAAAAACGCAAAUUUUACUUUAUUUACAGAUUUUCAAAUACAAAUUGAGUCCUUUUUAUUUUGAAACUCCCAGUCCCGAGUUUAUCCUUAAAAUAUUCUUAAGGUUUCCCAAAUUUCAUUCUCAAUAUUCUUAUAAAAUACAUUCUUAUAGAAAAAAAAGAGGGUACUAGACUGCUGUGAUAAGUCACACCCUUUUCUUAUAUUGUUUUACAUGCGCUGAAAAUGUGAAACCGAUCAUGAGCUGCGUUAUUAGGUCUGAUUAGUUUCUUAAUCACUUGAGCCCUUAAAUUAUAUAUUGCGAUGUCAACUGGAUAAAGUAAAAACAGUUUUUCUUUUCUCUUUUAUUUAUUCCACAUAGUGUUCCGAUGGCCGCGACCCUAACGAUGUCAGGUUCUUGUUUAGGGUUGACAAUGUUGACACAAGAACGCAGAGUAGCAAGUAUUUUACCAUUCAGUCUGCAAAAACAGGAAAAUUUCUGGUCAGUGAUGAGUCAGGGAACGCAUCUAUGAAGGAGAUAAAGGACCACACAGGUGGACCGACUUCUGACAGACAAGCCUGGUUUCAAUUUAUUCACGAGGAUGACAUGGUGGCCGAGAAAAGUGUGCACACGAUCAGAGAAGAUAAAAUUUUUCCAGGCAGAAUUUAUGAAAUCCAGCAAGCUGUUACUUGUACAUUGACAAAGAUGUGAAUAGAUCUGAAUAAGAUUCUAGAGAAAAAUCUUGGAAAUGAAAUCGUACCAAGAACAGUAUUUAAAAAAGAAAGUGAUGCUCAUAUUAUUUUAGAUGUUUUUUUUGACAGCCAGCCUGUUCCUUGUACUUUUACUCAGGCUGACAAAUAUGUGAAUAGAGCUGAAUAAGAUCCUGAAGUAAGCGACUGGCAAUUGGCUGACCCACAAGGCAAUGCCAGGAAGGAUCCGCUACGUUACCGCCAUCGAGAGGCUAGUAACAUAGUACAUAGCAAUGCUCAAGACAAUUAUAUUAUGGUAAAAAAGUAAAAUAAAAGAAAUUUUGGUCUUGUGUGACCAUGCAAAAAUUUUUAAAAGGACUGGAUAAAGUUCAGUAAUCGCUUUAAACUUUAACUUCAUGAUCUAAUAAGAACAGCUGUAAACUAAAAAACUUAGUUUCAUUGUGAUCAACAUUUUCUCUGGUUAGUCUUGCAUGGAGUUGUGGACAAUUCACUUGUAGACAGCAGUGUUUAAGACGCAUGUUAAGGCUCACCAUUGUGGCUUGAAAUCUAAUAUUAAUCAAAAACCGUUCUGAAGGAGCGCUAAGUGAGAGGUUAAUUGAAACUUCGGUAGACAAGCGGGUAGAUCACUUGCUAUUAUCGUGACCAUAAAUCAAAGAAAAGUUUUAAUUUCGUUGCAAAGUACGACGUAUCUAGACGUUCUAACACUGAAAGAAAAAAGGCUAACAAGAAUGAAACAGGUUUUCACAACUAGGAGGUGAUGGGUGCCGGUUAUUAAAUUAAUAUUAAGUGCUAAAAGCAUUGUUUAAUUUAUCCUGUCACCCGUGACCAGUUCUACCAUGACGCAAAUCGCGGUUUUCAGAUACUAAUCCUGGGAUUUGUAAUUGGAUUAAAUCAAAUUUUAAGAGAAGAACUGUUAAUAGCCUUACUAGCUUCUGACCAUGACAUGGUGGUUAGAAGUCUCACCGAUAUAUAAAAUAAUGCAAUGUCUUUUAAAAUAGACGUGCAAGCCUUCUGAGAUGUAUAGAUCUUAGUGCAGGGGUAUCAGGUUUAUGGGAUUGUAAGACAAAUUGUGUUGAAUUAGGCUCUGUCAACGCGUCUCUUGAACUCUGUAAACGCACAUAAACUUUAUGGGUUAAUGACUGCAUGUGUUUUACAUUUAUCCGUUUUAAUACUUUGAUAUCGACUCUGAAGAUAGUUUACCAAUUAAGUCUCGGUGAACACAAAAGAUAGCAUGCUAUUAUAAACCAUGACUCCACAAUCCAAGCUAGACUGUCUUAGAUUCUCUGACAUGGGCCGGGGCGAAUAACAUGUGAAAGCUAGCCAACACAGAGCGUGAAGGUUACA